UGAAAGUUUAUUACAAUGAAGAAGACUUCAGUCGCCAGGAACGGAGUUCCGUUGGUCGGGGGAGCCCGUGCGCCAGCGUCCCGGGCGCCGAGCAUCCGAGCAUCCCGGCGCCGGCGGCGAGUGCGGGCCGGGCCCCCGCGGCCGGAGCGCGGAGCCUGCGCCCGCCUCCCCCGCUGGUUGGUCGAGGCAGCGAGAAAUCAGCGCGAGGACAGCCUCGCUCUCCUCCCCACCGCGGCCGGCCACGGCCACCCGGGAGAGCAGGCAACUCCAGCGUUAGCUCUAAGCAGGGACUCGCCCUUCCGCGGGGCAGGAAGGUGGGCCGGCGGGCGCCGCGUUCGUCACCCACGGAGAGGAGGCGUCGUGACGCCGGGUCGGUGGCCCGAUCCUCUCCUCGGGGUAAGAUGGCUCCGCUGCGAACUCGCCGGCGCGAUCACAGACGCGCCUCUCCCUUCCCGGCCUUCCCUUCGGGGCCGCGGGGACCGCCAAGGCCGUUCCCGACGCGGGGCCAGCCCGGCGGGACCCCCGGCCGGCGCCGCGGGCGCGAGUGCGGGUCUCGCGAGUCGCCGCCCGCCAGACAAAGCUGACAACAUGGCUACCUCCGCCCCAACAAGUUCCGAGCAAGUUGAGCGGCGGCAGGCGCCCGGCCACGGCGAACGCCUCCCGCGCCCCGGCGGCCGUCGUCCAUCAACUUCAAGUUUCCCUCCAGAGCCGAGCCCGCAGCCCGCCCGGCGCCGAGCGCCGCCGCCCUCGCGAGGCCGGGCCCGGGAAACUUUCAACGUCUGCAGCCGCAACUGACAGCCCGGCGGGCGGGCGCCCACUCACCUUCAGACAG
This is a messenger RNA of Myotis lucifugus (little brown bat), 832 nucleotides long. Its product is annotated as translation initiation factor IF-2-like. The record is from RefSeq and is a predicted model, not a curated record. Bases 16 to 795 code for a protein of 259 amino acids. The transcript has 2 exons. Lineage: Eukaryota; Metazoa; Chordata; Mammalia; Chiroptera; Vespertilionidae.